AUGGAAUUCGAUCUUGAGCUUGGCCUUCUACCAUCUUCUGCGUCUCUGUCCUCAACGCAAUCAAGUAAUGGAGGAAAAAUUUCAAAGCAAGAACAAAUGACUAUUUUCUAUAAUGGAAGAAUCUGUGUUUGCGAUGUAACCCAAGAUCAGGCGAGGCUAAAGGGUGCUGAAAAAACAUAUAUUGAUCUAUGGGGCUAG
This is a messenger RNA of Amaranthus tricolor (Joseph's coat), 198 nucleotides long. RefSeq lists its product as uncharacterized. Bases 1 to 198 code for a protein of 65 amino acids. The record is from RefSeq and is a predicted model, not a curated record. NCBI's taxonomy places the organism in Eukaryota, Viridiplantae, Streptophyta, Magnoliopsida, Caryophyllales, Amaranthaceae. The transcript has 3 exons.